Messenger RNA from Staurois parvus, 426 nucleotides. The record is from the annotation of a GenBank genome assembly. Lineage: Eukaryota; Metazoa; Chordata; Amphibia; Anura; Ranidae.
AUGCGCGGCUCCCGGAGCACGCAGCACUGCGAUCGGUGCUGUGUCCAAUCACAGCUGAUCACAUGUAAACAGAGAAAUGCCAGUUAUUGGCAUUUCUCUCCCCAACGAGCUGUCACGCUGACAGCUCAUGAAGAGAGGAGAGCUGCCCCAGCAGUGCCACCUGUCAGUGUCCAUCAGUGCCAGCUCUCAGUGCUCAUCCAUGCCACCUGUCAGUGCCCAUCAGUGCCACAUCAGUGCCACAUCAAUGCCACAUAUCAGUGCCCAUCUGAGCUGCCUUUCAGUGUCACCCAUCAGUGCCAUCAGUGCCACCUAUCAGUGCUGCCAAUCAGUGCCACCUAUCAGUGCCAGUCCGUGCCGCCUAUCAGUGCCAGUCAGUGCCGCCUAUCAGUGCCAUAUAUGACUGCUGCCUAUCAGUGCCCAUCAGUG